Molecule: messenger RNA, 2653 nt
Organism: Frankliniella occidentalis (western flower thrips)
Lineage: Eukaryota; Metazoa; Arthropoda; Insecta; Thysanoptera; Thripidae
Product: GON-4-like protein
Exons: 10
Coding region: 261-2423 (720 amino acids)
Biological process (GO): regulation of DNA-templated transcription
Cellular component (GO): nucleus
Molecular function (GO): transcription coregulator activity
Source: RefSeq, a predicted model, not a curated record
UCAUCACGUGGUCACUGUGUGUUUUGAUCUGAGAAUUACAGGAGGUUAGGAUUUAAAAAAAGAGUAUUUACUGUUUUGGCGACGGAAUCGGGAAAAUUCAAGAGUCCUAUAUGACGCCAACUCCUUUCCAGGUUAGCUAGACCAUCAGGCUGCACCCUUCACCCAGGUCAGAAGAUGUGCACCUAAGAAGAUGAAGUUGUGCUUUUCCAACAUCUUCAGACUCCAGGCUACUGAAAUCCUGAACUGUUUGUGUUGGGAUAAUGGAAACGGAGAUCAGUCAUUUAAUUAAAUCUUCAGGUGAUGAUUCCUGUCACUCAGGUCAAUCUGUUCACUCAUCAAGCCCUUUGUUGAAAAAGGCUUCACCUUUAAAACAUGUUACACCAAUCAUUAAAAAGUAUGAUUGUCAGCGGCAAGCCAAAAAUGGAAAGUCGCUUAAGCUAAAACCCCAAGGAAAAAUUAUGGAAGAGGGUCUUGGGGUUCAGCCCUCUAAGCCUGUUCAAAAUUUGGCUGCUGGUAUGGACUCACUGGAUGCUGCCCUUCGUAAUGCUGAAAAAUAUCUCGGAAAACAAGAAGGCCCUUCUGACUAUUCAUUAGACCCUGGAUUGGAGCAUAAUGGCGAUGACCUUGGUGAUGCUGAAGAAGAAGGUACGUCCUCUUCUACUGUUGCUAGUCAACAAAAUGCCACCAUUAACAGACCAGUUCACCUCAGGAAUCGUAAUCGAGUUCUGAAAAAACGAAAUCAGCUUCAAAAAGAUUUAGAACAUGCUCUUCCUUUAGCUACUUCUGAUGAACACUUAGUAUCUGAAGAGAAAAGUAAAGUUCUUUCUCAAUCAUAUUUUCUUAAAGUCAGGGAUAGAUAUGAAAAUCAGAAUCCAGCUGUGUUUUCAAAAUUUGUUGAAUUGAUGAAUGAUUUUGGGAAAAGAUUGUACAGUAUAUCUGACUUUUAUCAUCAAGUAAUUAAUCUACUUGAAGACAGUCCAGAUCUCUGUGAAGAAUUUCUUUUAUUUCUGCAUCCUGAUCAAGCUUUACAAUGUGGCAAGUUCAUGGAACAUUUGGCACUCACAGAAAUGAAAUCUUUUUUAAACAAGCUAGAGGUGUGUUUUUCCAAACAACCCCAACAUCUGAAGAAAAUUUUUGCAAGUUGGACUCGCCUGGCUGAAAAUCCUAAUUUGACCUUGGAAAUGGUGCGAAACACUAUUCUUCCUCUACUUCGCAACAAUACUUUCCUAUCAGAUUCAUUUCUGGAAUUGUUACCUACAGGUCGUCCACCUGAGAGUAAAAUGACUGAUUUUGCUCAGUUGAAUUGUGAUGAUGUGGACAGCGAACAUUCUGGAGAGGAGGAUGUUUAUGAGUUUUUGGAUAUUCCUGAAGAUAAUGAUGAUCGAUAUGGUGGAGAAAAUUGUCAAUGCUGUUGUCACAGCUCAGAGGAUACUUCCUACUCCAACCGCAGUAAACAUUGUGACCCAUGUGGCAUCAAGUUCAUAGCAGGAAAGGUUUUUAUGCAAAGAGAGCAUGGACUACGUCCGGUAAAAAUAGAAUUCAGGAAUGGAAGCACAACCAGUAAUAUGAAAAGACUAAAUGACCACAAGCAGUUAUCCCGGCCUCGUUCUCGACGUGGACGAACAAGCACAACACAGGUAUCUAUCAAACAAGAAGAAUGCAAACAUAGUGUUGAAACUGACGACGAAUUUCCUAUUAAGAGUAAGUCACCAAGACAAAGGCCAAAAAUUUCCAAGUCAAUGCGUGAGAAGCCAGCAUCUGCCCGAUGCCUUUCAUUGAAUCGGAAACCAUCAGGUGGAAAAUUGAGCCCGUCAUCACUGACUGUGAUUCAUGAUCAAGAUGCAGUGGCUGCCCCAUGUGGAGAUGAAAAUCAACCAAAACUUGAUUUGUCUACUUUGCAAACUGACCAACCAAGGAACAAAGACCAUUGCCAUUUAGGAGAAAGUGAAUCAAAUGUUGAUAUUGAAAUCCACCAUGAUAACCACUUACUGUCAGAUAAAGAAUGUGAAGAAGAACAAGUCAAAGAGGAGUGUCAUCAAGGUAAUUCAUAUCAAGAAAUUCAGAAUGCAGAAUGCAUGGUUUCUGAUACAGAUACCAAAGAUGAUGAAAUAGAUGUACAAGAUGAAGAUAAAUCAGCGGAAUAUAUUUCAAUGGAUGAAAAAGAUGAGGACUAUGAGGAAGAAGAAGCUUGUGUGGAUAAUUCUGGUACUAGCUCAGAUUGUGAUAUGGAAUAUUCUAGUGAAGAUAACGAGGCGGCAUCCUGGACAAGAGAAGAGGACCGAAUAAUCUUAUGUACUUUCCAGUCAGAACCUGACAAGGAAAAAACUCUUACCAUAAUCAAUGCUCAGCUUCCCCACAGAACUCGUAAUGAGAUUAAUAGAAGAUUUCAACUUCUGAUAAAUCUCAUACAGAAGAUGGGAUGAGAACUUUAUGCUUGUAUGAAAUGUUACCAUGGUUCUAGCCAAUGUUAAUUAUUUUUCCAAAGAAACAAAGUUUUAAAAGUUUUAAAAGCUCAAUUGUAAAAAUUUACGUGUUUCAAAAUAAGUUCUUUGUUUUUAUUAAUUUUAUGAUCUGACUUUAUUUUUAAGGAUCCAGUACAAAUCCAUUCUGAAAUAGAAUCAAGUAAUUUCAAUAAAUGUUACAAAAUACUUUA